Messenger RNA from Oncorhynchus tshawytscha (Chinook salmon), 3133 nucleotides. RefSeq names its product cell wall protein RBR3. The record is from RefSeq and is a predicted model, not a curated record. The transcript has 5 exons. The coding region runs from base 1307 to 2710 and encodes 467 amino acids. NCBI's taxonomy places the organism in Eukaryota, Metazoa, Chordata, Actinopteri, Salmoniformes, Salmonidae.
GACUAGACAGAACUUCAUCGGAGACAGGUGUGCUCGAGUCAGAGCAGAUCCCCACCAGCUGCAACCUGUUCCAUAAUCAAGACCUCAGUCAGUCUACGUUCCUAGCCGUUUGUUAUUAUUCAGACCCUGUUAUCCUGUUGUGCCUGUUUUCCUUGCCUGAUGCUGUUUUCCUCUCUGCUACAAUUAUGCCCGCUUUGACUCUGGUCCUUGUCUCCAGUAAUGUCUCCUUGGAUUAACCUCCGGAUGAUGGAAGGUCAUCCAUUUUUGGGCGACAUGGACAGCAUGGGUCCCACCUUCUUUGAAGCGGGCAAAGAAGGUGUUUAGCUUGUCCGGGAGCGAGGUGUCCGUGAUAUGGCCGACUUUCCCUACUACAUGCGUCUUGUGUCUGAGCCGUUGAAUUGCGACACUAGUUUGUCCUUGUACUGUAGUUUUGCCUCAUUGAUUGCCUUAUGGAGGUCAUAGCUGGUCUGUUUGUACACGUCCAUGUUCCCAGUCACAUUGAUGUAGUUAAAUGCAGAGGUUUGUGCUUUCAGUUGUGUGAAUGCUACCAUCUAUCCACGGUUUUGGUUUGGAUAAGUUCUAAUCGUCACAGUAGGAACAGAACGUCUUGUCCGCGUGAUCAAUAUAGUCUUCAAGCAUAGAUGCGAUUGGCCAGAGCAACAUUGAACAGUCCUUACCACGGGUGCUUCCUGCUUUAGUUUCUGUCUAUAGGCGUGGAGGAGCGUGAUGGAGGUGUGAUCUGAUUUGCCAAAGGGAAGGCGGGGGAGGUCCUUGUAGCCGUUCUCGGAGGGGAAAGUAACAAUGGUCAAGCAUAUUCUCCCUGCGUGUAGCACAGAUGUGUUGAUAGAAUUUCGGGAGUGUUUUCCUCAGGUUUCUUUUAUUAAUGUCCCCAGGUACAAUAAAUGUGGCCUCAGGAUAUGCAGUUUAUAGUUUGCACAAAGUCCAGUGUAGUUAUUUGAGAGCUGUUACUGUGUCUGCUUGGGGAGGGGGGGGUAUACACGGCAGUGACAAUACGCCCCUCCAACUUGUAAUUCCGACUAUAAAACUUGGAUGACCUCUGGUCCCCGAUCUUUCCCCGUUGAGCUCUGAUGUCAUCCACCACUGAAAGUGGCAACAAACAUGGCCGCGAUUUCGUCUGUCAUUGGUGAGAAUAGUUAUUGCGUUCCUUCGGAGCUCUGAGCAUGUGAACGCUCCAAGUCGUUCCUCCGAAGUAGACAAGUCGUUCCUCCAUGACGUGAAUGUGGCCUAAGCCUCUGUACUACCCGAAUUUACAGAAUCCUUCUAACUUGUUGAAACUCGCCGAACAAUGACUCCCACCAAGACAAGCCAGGACGGCUCUCACCGUGACAGCUCAGUGGUUGCAUCUGUCUCAAAUAGCCCCCCAACACAGAUGCAUAUCAACAAAGGUUCCACCCUAACCCCCUCUGAUGGCUCAGGGGACUCAGCAGGGUGGUCAGCCACUGUGAAGACCCCAGCCUCAGGGACCACCAGAGCCACAGCCAGCCAGGCCAGGGGAGCAAAGACCACAGAUACACGUUACGCCAAAAAGAACAUCCCUACUGUCAGAUAUCAUCCAGAUAUCAUCCCAGAGAAGAACCCUGAGGCCCAUCAGCAUAGUCAUAGCCCUGUCAAGAGCAGCCAGGUCAGGGGUAAGCCUUUGGUCUCUCCCCCCAGGACCAACCAGGUUGGGGGGAGCUCCGUGGUCUCUCCCCCCAGGACCAACCAGAUUGGGGAGAGCUCCAUGGUCUCUCCCCCCAGGACCAACCAGGUCAGGGGUAAGCCUUUGGUCUCUCCCCCCAGGACCAACCAGGUUGGGGGGAGCUCCGUGGUCUCUACCCCCAGGACCAACCAGGUUGGGGGGAGCUCCAUGGUCUCUCCCCCCAGGACCAACCAGGUUGGGGGGAGCUCCGUGGUCUCUCCCCCCAAGCCUGAAGCCAUGCCUCUGGGGUUAGGUCAGAAGAUGGAGGGUGGCGUUGUGGAGGCGGUGGAGCUCCAGACCCGGGGCCAGAGAGAGAACCCCAGUUGGUUCGCCUGGCGUCGGAACCGCAUUACAGCGUCCAUCGCUCACAGCCUCGCCCACAGCCGCUUCGUCACUGGCCAGAGCCAGACCCCGCCUGCUUCCUAUCUGGCCGCCAUCACCGGCCGUGGCACCAACUUCAAAACGCGCGCCAUGAACUGGGGCAUUGAGCGGGAGGCCGAGGCCGUGCGGAGAUAUCAGAGCCUGAAGAGCAAGGCCCUGGGCCGGGCGGUGAGGGUGCAGGAGUGUGGCCUAUUCAUCGACCCCAAGCGCCCCUGGCUAGCAGGCAGCCCUGACGGCAUUGUAGAGGACCAGAGGACCGGCCAACGGCUGCUCUGCCUGGAGGUCAAGUGUCCCUACAAGCACCGUCUGAACACUGUAGCCCAGGCCUGUAGAGAGGACCCAGCCUUCUGCCUGACGAUACAGGACCUGGGCGUGGGACAGGUGAGGUACCAUCUGAAACCAGACCACACCUACUACACCCAGAUCCAGUGCCAGCUGGCGGUGACAGGGUUAACCCAGGCUGACCUAGUGGUGUUCACCCUGAAGGAAACAGCCAUCAUCCCUGUGACCUUUGACCCUACGUUCUGGGACAACACGCUGGUCAAGCUGGAGAUGUUCUACACCGACGCUGUCCUGCCCUACGUCAGAGACAACGGACUGGACAUACCAGCCAUGAGGCCAGAGGAGUAGCUAGCACUUAACACACAGGGGGUGGAUAGCUGGUUCAGGAUGUCAGAUAUAGAAGUCCUGAGACAAACUGUAGUUUGUGGUGAAGGACUGGUCUGGGUAGGGUAAGUGGUAAAGGGCAAUUGAGACUGCAUAGAUAAGUGGUGGAGGAACCUUCUGCGUUUGUCAGGUAGGCUUGGAGAUUUGAACCUAUCACUUUACUGUCAAAUAUUUGAAUGUAAAUAAACCAUGCCUGCCUUAAGACAUCUCAGAUACCUGGAGCUGAUUUCAUGUGUGCAGAGAUCAACCUAUAUGAUCAUCAGUAGUGUGGCAGCUGACCGGAACAUAGAGUAGUUGUGCUGGAGAUCGGCUGCUUAAAUGGACACUAGAAGAUUACAUGCUUAAUGAUCGUGAUGCUUUGCUCCAUUAAAACAAGACCAAACCACA